AUUUUCAUUUCAUACUAGCCAAUGUUAGAUUUUUUUUCUAUUUUAUUUUUGUUAGUGCUUCAACCUUAAUGAAAAAGUUUAAUUUGAGCCUAACAGGUACUAAAUGAUAACAAAACGAAUGGGAGGUCCAGUCGAGCGAAUGAUAGGCCACAUGAUUGACGUUACAGGGUCACUCGGUAACGACAACUAUUCAUCAACAUGAGCACACCUAGAAGAAUUGUAUUUAAGAUCUCGCAAAACCAAGUUCGGAUUUGAUAGGUCAGUUGUAACUAUUUUCAAUUUUUUAUUUUUGUGUUAUGUUGUGCCAAGCGUACAUUGGUGUGAUUAUUCAAACAUUGUCAACUUGGAAGCUGAACCAAAUAUUUCGUUUAAACAAACUCAAAGCAACUUGCAACAAUCAGCACUAUGACAAUUUGUAAUUUUUUUCGCAAAGUUAGAACAAGAUAUUUUGGUGAUCAAGAAUUUGAUCCAAAUUCCACACCUUCAAAUGAAAAUAAGGUUCGAGGUAUCUGUUACAAAAAACAUGAAAUCAUUGAUGGAUUAGAUGUGAAUUUUUCAUCAUUCUCAGACGAAUCUUUGAAAUUCGAGAUACUUGAUUUUAAAUCCGAAGAUUCUGAAACUAAUGUACAAUCGUUGAAUCGAAGAUGCUACUCAGUUGAUGCUCAACAAAGACGACAAAAUCGACUUGCUCGAAAAGUGAAUGCAAAUUUAUCGUUAAGUUUUUCAGGACCACAUUCCCACUGCAAGCCUUCAAGAGACAUAAUCUAUGCAGAUUUGGUCAGGAAGGGCGCUCCUUCUUUCGGCAAUUCAUGGUCUCAUAUCAAUGAAAAAAGAUCAUCUCGAUCUAAACUUUCCGAUUUUAUCAACAGCGAAAAAGCUAAUCGUUGUAAUUCAUCAUCAUUCUGCAUUAAUGGCUACCAAUAUUCAAAUUUAACUUCAAAUGAUUUUCGCAAGAUUGGUGACUUAGGUUCAGGAAAUUUUGGUUAUGUUCAGCGUUUUUUGCAUCUUCAAUCCGGUUCUCAUAUCGCGGUGAAACGAAUGAAAUAUCGUCUCGACUUUAAUAUGGAAAAUGGCCUAGACGAUGAUAGUCGAAAACAUGUUUUGAAUGAGUUAGAGUUGUUAUCCAAAAGUCAACAUGAAAACAUUGUCAAAUUUUUUGGUUAUAUUUUAAUGAAUUAUGAUUCCGAACUAUGGCUUUGUAUGGAAUUGAUGGAUUGUUGUUUUGAUCGUCUGAUGUACCAAAGCGGCAAUUCUCCACAGAUUAUACCAGAAUCUAUUAUCGGUUCUGUUACAGUAUCAAUUAUUGACGCUUUGAUAUAUUUGAAACAAACUCAUCAAAUGAUUCAUCGUGAUAUCAAACCAUCGAACAUUCUAAUCAAUCACCAAGGUAAAAUCAAGUUAUGUGAUUUUGGUAUUUCCGGAUGUUUGAUUGAUUCAAUGACUUCAUCACGAACAAUGGGUUCACUUGCUUAUCAAGCACCGGAAAGAAUUCAACCACCGACUGAUUCUGGAAUAAAUUUCAAAUAUGAUUGCCGUGUAGAUGUCUGGAGUUUAGGAAUGACUUUAUUGGAAAUGGCGCUUGGUCAUCAUCCUUAUGGACAAUGGACAGUUGCAUUUGAGAUCAUAACAAAAAUCAUGAAUCCGAAAGAUGUUCCAACUUUAUCGACAACAAAAGAAAAGUAUUCAAAAAAUUUCAAGAAUUUCAUUGCUACUUGUCUACAACACGAUUAUCGGCUUCGUCCCAAAUAUGAUCAGAUAAAAAUGACAAAAUUUUACAAGGAACAAGUUCAAAAAUUUAAUACACAAAUUGCACGUGAUUGGUUUAACUUGGUUCAUUUUCAACAAUAA
Molecule: messenger RNA, 1848 nt
Organism: Dermatophagoides farinae (American house dust mite)
Lineage: Eukaryota; Metazoa; Arthropoda; Arachnida; Sarcoptiformes; Pyroglyphidae
Product: dual specificity mitogen-activated protein kinase kinase sek-1
Biological process (GO): MAPK cascade; protein phosphorylation
Molecular function (GO): MAP kinase kinase activity; ATP binding
Source: RefSeq, a predicted model, not a curated record